Messenger RNA from Biomphalaria glabrata, 4963 nucleotides. RefSeq lists its product as uncharacterized. Lineage: Eukaryota; Metazoa; Mollusca; Gastropoda; Planorbidae. Bases 216 to 1058 code for a protein of 280 amino acids. The record is from RefSeq and is a predicted model, not a curated record. The transcript is spliced from 4 exons.
UGAAUAAUCAGCAUCCGACAGCAUCUCGUUCUGGAUCUGUGUAGAGUGAUUUGUACCAACAUUUGUCCUGCAAAUUUGUUCCUAAGUGCAGCUCUGAAGAUAAUAGGCCUAAUAGUCAAAUAGUUUAUUCCUAAGUGGAUCUCUGAAGAACAGCCAUCUAAGUAGCAGUUCAAGCUGAUUGAGGUCAACCUGUGCAGGGGCGACACCUAACAACCAUGUUUACGAUUUCCGCUAUCAGCCACAAUUCCUCAAAAGGGAAUGACGCGCCUCUGGGAGGCAUGCACCUUAACGCCAUCAACGGUUCCUCUGAUACUUUCGGCGCCAACUCUCUAGGCGGAGGGAGCUACUUCAACCAGCCAAAAGCCAACGGCGGCUUGUUUGGGUCAAGCUUGUCGGACAGCCCGCUGUACCGCCCCGUGGACGCUGGUUCAUCUUACUUAAACUACAGCCAACCGGCCACUUUGCCAUCUCCAACAGUGUGUGAAACGAAAGAAGAGAGUGAGUGCAGGGCCACGUCUGCCUACUUGUACCAGACGACAUCGCGUCAGAGGCAAGCGCUGGAGUGCCUGAGAGAUUCUCUGAAGUUGUCUCCGGAUGUGCCGCGUCGUCACAGCCUCGAUUUAGACAAAUCGUCCAGCAAUCGUCAGUAUAACGAAGAACUUCUGCUGUCUCUUGACGAGCUGGACCUUGACCUUGCAUCAUUAAAUCUGACUGAGAUGGACACUAGCGUAGAGAACGACCUCAUGUCUGACAGGCAGACAACUGACGCAACUAAACGCCGAAGAUACCACACAACAGACUCAGCUACGGCGGAAAGGGCGAUCAAACUAUUGGCCAGGAUCAAAGAAAAUCGCCAAGAGAGAAGUAACAAAGCCAGCAAAACCCGCGACGUUGAUGACGUCACCCAGGGCAGCUCAUCCUCCAAGGUAGCAUCCGGAAGCUCCCGUCACGGAGUGCAACGCCAUUGGUCGGAGGCUGGUCAACAAAAAGAUAAGAGCCAGAGCGAAGUGCGGAGACCAAAGGACAAAAAACUCGUAUCUCGGUCUAGUUUUGAUUAAGAUGGAAGAUCCACUGAUCGAUAGUUGUGGAUUGAAGAUAUGGAAAUGGAUUGGCUUUUUUUUUUUUAUCUUUGAACUGUUUGUGCGCAUUUCCAGUACUCACGCUAGGACACGCUAGUCCAGGUCCCACCAGCAAUGUGACAAGUUGGCAAAGAAAUAGGAAAUAAAUAAUGUUUUGGUUGAUCCUCUUUCUACUCUAUUACAUUCCCAUUGUUUUUCUUGACUAAGUCCGGUCUACAAUGUAAAUAUCCGAAUACUUACCUUACUCUGCUUUUAGACUAGUCUAAAGCUCUUUCAUCUCUUCCCAACAAGCUAUUUUUUCCAAUAAUUACUUCUGUCUCUCUCUCUCUCUGUGUCUCUUAUUCAAUCUUUUCCUCUCAAUGUAUUCUCUAUUUCUCUCUUAUAAGCCAACACAUACAACCGCUGUCAUUAUCAGUUCUACUUUUAUUCUUUCUAUCUACUCUAUCAUGCAAGUUACUGAAGCUCCGGGACAUAACCUAGUUUAAUGUCUACAUACAUUCAUUCUUUGUAAAGCAAAAUGUUUAGGACAUAAUAUUUUUUGUUCACAUUUUAAAAAAUAUUUUAUAUUCUACAUCAUGUAUUUGGGGGCGCGCUGGUUAAGUGCUUGGUUUCCAAACCUGGAGUCUUGGGUUCGAAUCUCGGUGAAGAAUGGGAUAUUGAAUUAUGGGAUUUUCGGGGCGCCCCCGAGUCCCAGCUCUAAUGGGUACCUGACUUUAGUUGGGGAAAGUAAGGACGGUUGGUCGUUGUGCUGGCCACAUGACACCCUGCUCGUUAACCGUUGGCCAAAGAAACAUAUAUCUGCCCUAUAUAUCACAAGUUCUGAAAGGGAAACUUAACUCUCAUGUAUUUAGUGAUGGCUUGUUCUCUUACUUUGUAUGUUCUGUUUCUCUUCAUAAUGUCCUCGCAUCAUUUUGACAUAAAAACUAUUUAACACUUGAGAUAUGAGUUCUAUCAAUGAGGAUGAACUAGAUAUUCGGCUGGCCGAACUAUCCAAGCAUCUCUCAAUAUGUCCUUUCAGACCCCGAUGAAUGGUCCAUAAAUUUUAGCCAUGAAACAUGUUUUAACUAGCCCGGAGUUGAAUCAAGUACGCAAGAGCUCAGAAUGUGGUUCUGUUGUCAUGGUUAGCCUGUGUUGUCAUGGAUUAGCCUGUGUUGUCAUGAUUAGCCUGUGUUGUCAUGUCAUGAUUAGCCUGUGUUGUCAUGAUUAGCCUUUGCUGUCAUGAUAGAGACGUCUUGAAAUACACAUCAUUGUUACCGAGACUGUCUUUGUAUGUUCAGCUGGUUGUGUUUGUUGGUAUUUAGACAUAUGGUUUGUUUCGUUGAAUGUAUGACUCUGUGGAUAGUUACAUUCUAGGUGUGUUUUUUUUUUCUUUAAAUUGUGAGAUUGAACUGUGGUGUUUGUCUAUAGCCCAUAGACAUACAUACACACACACACAAGUAUGGUGGCGGUGUGUAUAGCCUAUAGACAUAUGUACACACGAACAAGUGUUGUGAUGUUUGUUAAAUGGCUGAAAAAAGUUUGAAAAUAUUUGAAACUAUGAAAAUGCGAGAGAGAGCUACUUUAUUAAAUCAGUAAAAUUAAUUUUAGUGAGUCUUAGUGGCGUGACUCUUAAUAACGUGAGUCUUAGUGGCGUGACUCUCAAUGACGAGAGUCUUAGUGGCGUGACUCUCAAUGACGUGAGUUUUAGUGGCGUGACUCUGAGUGACAUGAGUCUUAGUGGCGUGACUCUCAUUGACGUGAGUCUUAGUGGCGUGACUCUCAAUGACGUGAGUUUUAGUGGCGUGACUCUCAAUGACGUGAGUUUUAGUGGCAUGACUCUCAAUGACGUGAGUUUAGUGGCGUGACUCUCAAUGACGUGAGUUUUAGUGGCGUGACUCUCAAUGAGGUGAGUUUUAGUGGCGUGACUCUCAGUGACAUGAGUCUUAGUGGCGUGACUCUCAAUGACGUGAGUCUUAGUGGCGUGACUCUCAAUGACGUGAGUCUUAGUGGCGUGACUCUCAAUGACGUGAGUUUUAGUGGCGUGACUCUCAGUGACAUGAGUCUUAGUGGCGUGACUCUCAUUGACGUGAGUCUUAGUGGCGUGACUCUCAAUGACGUGAGUUUUAGUGGCGUGACUCUCAAUGACGUGAGUUUUAGUGGCAUGACUCUCAAUGACGUGAGUUUUAGUGGCGUGACUCUUAAUGACGUGAGUUUUAGUGGCGUGACUCUCAUUGACAUGAAUCUUAGUGGCGUGACUCUCAAUGACGUGAGUUUUAGUGGCGUGACUCUCAGUGACAUGAGUCUUAGUGGCGUGACUCUCAAAGACGUGAGUCUUAGUGGCGUGACUCUCAGUGACAUGAGUCUUAGUGGCGUGACUCUCAAUGACGUGAGUUUUAGUGGCGUGACUCUCAGUGACAUGAGUCUUAGUGGCGUGACCAUCAAUGACGUGAGUCUUAGUGGCGUGACUCUCAAUGACGUGAGUCUUAGUGGCGUGACCCUCAAUGACCUGAGUCUUAGUGACGUGACUGAGUGACGUGAGUGAAUGAUGUGAGUCUUAGUGACGUGACUCUCUGCUUAGGAGAUUGUUUACAUCUUGAACUGAGCUUUUUCAGUCCGUCACGAAUGUCUAUUUAUAGAAAGCGAUGCUUGCAGACUGCUCACUAACAUGUAUUUAAUGAUUAUCAUUCCAUAAUGAUUUAUAAAUAGAUUUCUCAUGACAUGAUUGACAAAUUGGAAGGCCAAUGUUUUGUUCUCCUGGUUGCACUUUACCACUAAAAUCAAUUUAACUGCACAGUUUCAUGCUUUGAAAAUCAAUAGUGCCGUCACUAACUGUCACUAAAUGUCAAGAUGUGUUUUUGUUUUGAAAUUAUUUAUUUCGUUUGAACAAAAAGAGAUGAUGACAUGCUCACGAUUUUUUUUUUGUUCUGCUUCAUCUUGAAUCAAAUCAUGAUCACGUUCUUUAAAUAUUUCAUGCUUGUAGCUCCUUUAAGCAUCGAAAAUAGCACGCAAUCAAUACUCGACUAAAUGUGUGCAUAUUGCUGGUCCAAGUUAUAUUGAUAUUUGUUUAUGCAUUGACUGAAACCUCUAGUAUUGAUAGGUAUCAUUUUAAAAGGCCAAUGUCUUCUUUAUGUGUAGGCUUUGUAUUGCUAGACAUCAUUUAGAAAGUCCAUUAAGUCUUCUGUUCAUUUGUUACGGUUUCCUAGGUCUACUUUUUAGUUCAAUGCUGUGCAAGUGAGACGUAUUCUUUACCAUGUCCUGAAGGUUUUAGGUCAAUGCUGUGCAAGUGAGACGUGUUCUUUACCAUGUCUAGAAGGUUUUAGGUCAAUGCUGUGCAAGUGAGACGUGUUCUUUACCAUGUCUAGAAGGUUUUAGGUCAAUGCUGUGCAAGUGAGACGUGUUCUUUACCAUGUCCUGAAGGUUUUAGGUCAAUGUUGUGCAAGUACGACGUGUUCUUUACCAUGUCUAGAAGGUUUUAGGUCAAUGCUGUGCAAGUGAGACGUGUUCUUUACCAUGUCCUGAAGGUUUUAGGUCAAUGCUGUGCAAGUGAGACGUGUUCUUUACCAUGUCUAGAAGGUUUUAGGUCAAUGCUGUGCAAGUGAGACGUGUUCUUUACCAUGUCUAGAAGGUUUUAGGUCAAUGCUGUGCCAGUGAGACGUGUUCUUUACCAUGUCUAGAAGGUUUUAGGUCAAUGCUGUGCAAGUGAGACGUAUUCUUUACCAUGUCCUGAAGGUUUUAGGUCAAUGCUGUGCAAGUGAGACGUGUUCUUUACCAUGUCUAGAAGGUUUUAGGUCAAUGCUGUGCCAGUGAGACGUGUUCUUUACCAUGUCCUGAAGGUUUUAGGUCAAUGCUGUGCAAGUGAGACGUGUUCUUUACCAUGUCUAGAAGGUUUUAGGUCAAUGUUGUGC